CGCUGCUGAAUGUGUACGUAACGCGCAACGGGCGCGUCACCGCUCCUGAGCGACAAGAUGGCGGCGUCCACCGGAUCAGGCAUCAAAGUUCCACGUAACUUCCGGCUGCUGGAGGAGCUGGAGGAGGGGCAGAAGGGCGUCGGCGAUGGGACGGUGAGUUGGGGUUUAGAGGACGACGACGACAUGACGCUCACACGCUGGAGAGGAAUGAUCAUCGGCCCGCCCCGGACGAUCUACGAGAACAGGAUAUACAGCCUGAGGGUGGAGUGUGGACCUCGGUAUCCAGAAACGCCGCCACUCGUCCGAUUCGUCACCAAAAUCAACCUGAAUGGUGUCCACAACUCCAACGGUGUGGUGGACGUGCGCGCCGUCUCGUCUCUGGCCAAGUGGCAGAACUCAUACAGCAUCCGUGUGGUUCUGCAGGAGCUGCGCAGACUCAUGAUGUGCAAAGAGAACAUGAAGCUGCCGCAGCCACCCGAGGGCCAAAUCUACAGCGUCUAAACACACUCGUGCGCGCGCACACACACACACACACACACACACACACACACACACACACACACACACACACUCAUGUUCCUUUCCAAGACUCUCAUCAUUCCCUUAUUUUAUAUUGCAAGGCUCCACCCCCCACCCCCACCCCUUCACCAGAGCAGCCAAUCUGCAGCCCUCAUCACUCAGAAAAUCACGGACGCAUCGUUAUGACGCAUCAUACAGAUCAUCUUACUGAUCGUCUUGUUCUUUUGUUUUUUAAUCUUUAUUUGUUAUACAUGCAAAUUGUAAAAUAACAUAAAUUAUCUUAUUGAAUGUA
Messenger RNA from Ictalurus furcatus (blue catfish), 811 nucleotides. It is a transcript of the gene ube2v1, whose product is annotated as ubiquitin-conjugating enzyme E2 variant 1. The record is from RefSeq and is a predicted model, not a curated record. The coding region runs from base 58 to 501 and encodes 147 amino acids. The transcript has 4 exons. Gene Ontology annotation, biological process: DNA damage tolerance; protein K63-linked ubiquitination. Lineage: Eukaryota; Metazoa; Chordata; Actinopteri; Siluriformes; Ictaluridae. Gene Ontology annotation, cellular component: nucleus.